Molecule: messenger RNA, 24665 nt
Organism: Cinara cedri
Lineage: Eukaryota; Metazoa; Arthropoda; Insecta; Hemiptera; Aphididae
Source: the annotation of a GenBank genome assembly
AUGGACGCCAAAUCAAAAGAUGACUCGAACAUCAACCUUACACUUCGGCUAAUUAUGCAAGGAAAGGUAAUCACACCGUAAUGAUAUUUUAUAUUAUUUCAAUUUUUAUCUUUUUCAAAAACUUAUAUUAAAAAUACAUAAUAAUGUACUAAUUUUUUUACAUUUACGACUUUCCCUAUAUUAUUAUAUCGACGACGAAGCCUUAUAAUAAUGAAAAAAAAAAAAACCUUGUAGUCGAUAAUCCAUUUAGAAUCAUUAUUUUAGAACUCAGUCUCGGGAGUGAAACCAUAUAUUACACGCUUUUGUGAUGCGUUCUAUACGUGUAUACGUAAUAUAUUGUUGUAUAAUAAUCAUACAAUAAUAAUAUAAUACACCGCCGAUAUAUUAUUAUCGUGUACAUUGUUAUUCUGGAAAAAAUGUGACCAUAAUAAUAUAUAAAACGUCGUUGCAUAAAAAGUAUGGGGGGGGGGUUGUGCUUCAUCGAUCAUUUAUAAUAUUUUAUUAUAUAGAACAAAUUUAUGGCGAAUAAUAAACAAAAAAAAAGGGUUCGAAAUUGCAGGAUUUCCAGUAGGAAUAAUUUGGCCGAAACUGUGUCCGUUCACGUUUAUUAUUAUAUUUUCAGUGCUAGUAUACGGUGUAAUAAUUAAUUUCUAAAGUUCGCGCAUUUUUUUUUUUUAUAUUAGUAUAAAAAAAUAAAAUAAUCAUAUUAAUUUUCAAAAAGCCUCUCUUAUAAACAAUACACAUAAAAUCACCUGCACUGCGGUCACUGCGGCUAUACAUUAUCAAAUUUACAUCCUGCAUAUUACUUUCGUUAGGUACCUGCUUCAUUAAAAUAUAAUAUUCCGUAACAAUCGUGAUUUAUUUUAUAUUACGGUAAAACUUUCCGCGACCACGGAAAAUGCUAUUAUAAUAUUAUAUUAUAGUUUGAAAACUUUUAAAAAUAUACUGUGGUUGUGCUGAGGAGGAGGAGGGGGGGGGGUUGGAAGUAGGAAGUGCUGGGAAAAUCAAACAAAAACAAGUAAAAUCUUCAUCAUCAUCGUGUACUAAAAGAUAUUGUAUUAUUAUUAUUAUGUACUAUCGCAAAUACAAUGUGUACAUAAAUAAUAUAUUGGCACGAGAGAACGGUAAAGUUUUACACUUACAUUACCGUAUAGCGUAUACGAUGUACGUAUACGUAGGAAAAGUCAAAAUAUGAUUAAAGUCAACAACAUAUUAUUACUACCGCACAAUACAUAUUGUUGUAUCAAGAUACAUUUUAAAUUACCUAGCUAUAUAUAUAUACGUAUGUAUCAAGAAAGGAGAUAAUAUUGUUUUUUAGCGAAUAACUAUUGUCUAAUAAGAUACGUGGCAAUAAUUAUAAUUACAUAUUUGUAGAUAAACAAUAAUAUUUCCUAGUAGUGUAAUCUAGGGUAGUCAGUUUAAAAAUAUAAUAACUGAUUGAUACUUAAUAAUACAUACUGCAGUUUCGAUUAUAAGAAAGUUGUUUAAGCUUAUUCUAACAUAAUUUCCAAUUGUUCACCCCUAUAUACUAUAAAUAAAUAUUAACUUUUAAUUUUUUUUUACGUCAAACAUUCUCCCCUCGCCUUAUCUAACCGGAUUUGAAAAGCAAAUAUUUUAUCUAAAAUGAUAUGCUAUUUAAUACCCACUCCUAUUAUUUAGGUUGAAAUUUUAUACGGUUUAUCGAUAUUUGUGUUUUGCGCAUGAACGUUUUUAGAAAACUAUUGUCCGUAUUAUAAAACGUUACUAAAUAAAAAUCAAAAUUUAAAACUAAAUUAAGGCAUAAGGAAUUGGGAUAAAAAUUGUAGAAUAGGGCGUAAACAAUUUCAUAACGAUUGGAAAAAAUUGAAGUCAUGAAAUACUCUAAGAAAAUCACAGUGGAUAAAGAAAAAAAACAACGACCAUGUAAUAUAAAUAUAUUAAAUCGAAACAGAAAUGUUUAUAGGAAAAAAACAAUUUUCUAAAGUAGCGGUUAGUGCUUAUAAGUUAUAUUUGCUGUGAAUCAUUUUUAAUAUAUUAGUAGUGUUUAUUUCUGCUGAUGUGAUCGUUUCAAAAAAAAAAAAAAAUUGAUAAUAUUUGCUCAUGUUAUUUAGCGGAAGAGUAUAAUCAUUUAUACUCGUACGUCGCCGCAAGGGAUAAGGCAACCUCAUACCUAAAAUGAAAUAUUAUUCGAAAAUGUAAUUUUACGAUACAGAGAGGAGAAUAAAAUGAUACGCUUGCGUAUAGUUUUCAUUUUAUGUAAAGUGGUUUAGAUAUCAUUAUUGUUAUACGAGACGAGUUGUACGUAAAUCGAAAAAUGCAGUUUGUUCGGUCCCGAAUUUACGCUGUGCCCCUGGAGCGUUCAAUAUAAUAUAAUAUUUUAUUGUCGAACCAGAUUUAACGGACGAAUUUUUAUAAGCACUCUCGUGGAUAUUAUAUAUUAUCGCGGUGUGUAUGGGACACUUAAGGGAAUAUUAUACAUGUCAAAAACGGCUUUACAAUUAAUGUUAUUACAUUGUUGCUACAGUCGAGCAGUCCACGAUAUAAUCCGAAUUGCAGUUCCGAUGUGAAUGUGUUCCAUAUUUGAUUAUAGUCUUAGGCUUACAAUGGCGUACCUAGACCUCUCUAUUUAUAAUAAGUUGAUGAUAAGGUUAUCCAACGUCCUUUUCUUUUUAUAUAAGGAUUUACGUAGGUAUCUUUUUAUGGGUGUCCUCGUUUUUCGGGUCUCUUUUUUCAUAAUUUUCAAAAUAUCCGCUUUUUUCGUAUUAAUAAUUUUUGAUCAAAAACAGAAAUAAUAAAGAUUAAAACAAAGGUAUUAUAACUCGAUAGAUAUUGAUAGUUUAUGGCCAUUGUCUUCUAUACCGUGACUAUGUUUUUAUGCUAUCUCAAACUGUGUAUGACAAAACGAUUGUUGAUAGUGGGACAGGAAACUGAUAAAUUGUUAAAAUUUUGAGUCAAAGUUUAUUUUAUCUCGUAUAAUUCAUAAGUUGAAAGUAAGCAUUUUAUAAAUAGAUACUAUUCAUUAUAGGACUAUGCUAAAGAUAAAAUAAAUUUCCAGUAAUAUAAUAAAACCAAUAUUUAAGUAAAUUAAAUAUUUUUCAUUAUUUUUAGUCGAUGGACAAAUGAAUGUAACCGUUUUUUAAUUUAUUUUUUAGAGAAUGUUAAAGAUCUUAUACCAGUGCAAUUUAAUAUCAAACAUUUUAACGUGAAGAUUUUGUCCAAACUUUUAAAGAAUGUAAAGAUAGCAAGUGUUUGAUACAAAAUAAAUAUCUAACAGAGAAUCUAAUUCUGACAAAUAUAAUCAUAAAUUAUAAACCGAGAGACUGAAACUGUACAGUUAUUUAUUUAGACCAGUUCUCAUUGUACACGUUGAUUUUUAAAUGGAGUUUAUAAGAUAAUCGACCAAUCGCGGUCGGUUAUCAACCGUAAAUUUAGUUUAAAAAUUAGAUAAACGCCUUUUUUUACGUUAGUUAGAACGGCCUUUAUAAUAGCAUUGGUUAAAAAUUUAUAUUAUACAAAUAUUAUAGUAAUAGGUAUAAUCUUUAGCUAUAAUAUUUUUCAGAAUGUUUUAUUUCUAUUAUUUAUUUGAUUAUAGUAUAUUUAAAAAUUUGUAACGAAUAAAUGGGAGUUUUUCGACUAUUAGUUUAAUAAAAAAUAUUUUAAAUUUAAAAAUAUGAUUUUUAUCACUUUAUGAAACUGCAGUUUGUACAGUUUAUUAAGCUUAAAAAAGCUUAAACAAUUUUAUUUUAAUCGGAAAAUAAAACACAAAUCGGAUUUACUUAAACUCCUCUAAACAAAUUUGCGCGAAUUAAAAACGCAAUAAAUUAAACACGUCCCUUACGUAAUUAAUAUAAAACGUAUUGGAAUUGAAAAUCGGUAUAACGAUGAUUAUUUUAUCGGCGGAUUGAAAUAUUGUGAUUUUAUAUAGGCGUCUGUCGGUGUCAAUAUACGUGUAUAACAUAGUAUGCGCGUACUUAUAGGUUUGUAUCCGUUGGCAUCAAACUCCAGUUCAUUUCAAAUGUCAACGGGCGGUAUCAGAAUAGAAUUGUUGAAUCUUUUUAUUUACAGAUCGGGUUUGCAAUUGUAACGUUACCUGUACAACAUGUCUAAAAAUAUACAUUAAGUUUUUAUGAACCUCAUAUGAUAAUGCCCGUUACGGACCCGCGAAUAUACCUAUACAAUGUAUACCUGUACACAAUGAUUUUUUUUUUUUUAUCAGUGUUCCGAUUAUCUACAAACAUUUUGGAAAACAUUGAUUUCGGUAUUUAUCAGUCAUUGCAUAGAAACUUUUAAUGAUCCUGAUUAAAAUAAUUUCAAAAUGUCACGAUAAACCAUUGUUAACGAAAAACUGAUUCUGAGCGGAGUUUAUUUAUAGUGCUGCUUUGUCAACAAUAUACAUGUCAUAUUAUGGUAAACUAAUUAAAACAAUGUGCGUUUCCAUGACAAAAAAUAUUGUUUAAAAAAUAUUAAAUUAAUAAAAAUUGAAUACAAAAAAAAAACAAAAGCUGUAGCCAAUGACAACCUCAUUUUUUUUUUUAACCUAAAGAACCAGGUUUUCCUCAUUAUCUCGAAUAUCAAUGAGAAUUUCAAAAAAUUACCUCUUUAAAGUACCACCUGGGAAAAAAUUUCCUUUCAGAAAAGGUGUUACACUUGAUAAUCGGAAUAAGCUUUCUGACAAAAAAACUAUUCACAUAUAGUAUAAAAAUAAACAUUAUUGUAAAACCAAUAAAUCCUUCGCUCCACUCAGAAUCUGGAACAGUUAAUAUUAAACUAAGAUAAAUAAUGAUAAUAAUGUAGAAUAUAAUAUAUUUAUAUUUGAGGGUGAACAUCAAUGCUAGACAGUGAAACCACCGCCUCUUCAGUGCCCAUGAUGUGAACACUUUUUGUACCCUUUGUAGACCUUCUUUAUAUCUUGUAUGCGGACAUUUCUCUGCAAUUUGCUUGUCAACGUUGAUUAAAUAAGUAAAAACUAGCUCCGCUCUUUCAACCCAACUUUAAACACAGAUUUAAAUACAAAAUAUUUUUCUGUGUGCGGUUUAAAAAUCAAUACUGGAUUUACCAUUUAUGAGUUAUAAGAGUUUCAAAUUUACAUCGGAGAAGUAGCAUAGGGUUAAGAUGAUAAUAUCUUAAAAUCUUCAGAAAAAAUCAGAUAGAUCACGAUAAAAUAAAUUAUUUUGUAUAACACAUGCAUUUAAUUUUGUAUUAAUAUUAUUUUUAUUUUUUUUUUUUUUUUACAGGAAGUCGGUAGUAUAAUAGGGAAAAAAGGCGAGAUCGUCAAGCGAUUCAGAGAAGAGGUAUGUACAUCAUAUUUACACAAUAUUCAACCGGCCGUUUCUUCCACGCGCGAACCACUGUAAGAUUAAUAGAAAACGAUUUUUCGGAGAUAUUAAUCAUGAGGUGAUUUGAAAACGAGGUCGAGGAAAAUAGAAUCUCUCCGAGAAAUGAGAAUUAUGAAAUAAUAUACUUUUCACGAUGGAAAAAACCUCGAAAAUAAUGGAAUACAUAAGGUGUAAUUUGCUCGCUUCCCCCGAAAUUUCUUUCUUGGAUUUAUGGAAAUUAUAAAAUUAGUUUACUAAUAAUAAUUACUACAUUUAAAAGAAGCUUCUCAACUCUUGGGAAACCGAUAUAAUAAACCAAAUUGAAAAUAAAUGUUUAUCUGAACUAAACCUAAAUCACUAUGCAUAGAAGUAUGUAUACAAGUAGACAUUGAUGGCAAUCAAAAAAGUUUUAUGAACGAAAAUAGAAAUAUGAUUUUAAUAUAUUUGCAUUUGUUUUAUUUCAUAGAUACUUAAUAUUGAGUUUUUAGUACUGCUCAGAAAUGUCUAACAGUAGUGGAUAUAUGGUAAAUAAUAAUCAAAAAUAAAUUGUAGAAUUGGUUCUAUAUCUAACUUGACAAUAGAAGUUUAUAAACCAGAUCCAAUAAAGCAAAUCUGUAUUCAAUAAAUUAAACUAUUCCAGAUUUCAAAACUAAAUUAUACUGAAUGAAUACUUUCUCAUAGUUGUAUGUCAUAAACAAUCACCCUUCCCUUAGUCAUUAUUGUUGUACCUCCUCCCCGGAUAUUAUAUAUUCUCACCACUAUGAGAAUUUUAGCCUAAAAAUAUACAUUUGUUCUGUGUAUUUAACACUGAUUAAAAAAUAAGGUAUCGCAUGCUCUAGUUCUUGAACAAUAUGAUAUAGACAGCUGAUCCCAGUUUUAGAUUGUAAAGUUUAAAGUCAAACAAUGACCGAGGGUGAUAUAGUAAAAGUAUCAACGAUUUCCCGUGAAUUUAAAGUAUUUUUUAUUUUAAUUAAUUAUAAUAUUUUCGUGUUCGGACAACGGUGUAUUCAUAUUGAGUUACUUACCCUUCAGGGAAAAUACUAUUUAAGCAUUUCUGCUACCUGUAGUAGUCCCUAGGACUUUGAUUUAUUUUCGAAACCGAAAGAACCACUCAGAUGAAUUCGUUUUCCCGGCUGUGAAUACACUGAGUGAAAAAGUAAGCCAAAGAGUCCACGAGCCCAAUAAAGAUGGCCUUCAUGUUUUCAACUCAAACGCUUCCAAAUCGAUAGUACCUAAUCAUGUAUUGACAGACAUGGCGAUUAUUUCGAAAAGUCAUAAUGUUUUAUUUCGUUUAAUGAGAUUCGAAACAAGUAUUUUCUCUCUUUUUCCAGCACAUAUUAAUUUAAGCAAAAUGUUAUCAAUCAGCUCGUUCGAUAUUUGGAACAGAUAAGAAUUCUGAAAACAUAUUUGAAUUCAGCGUGAAUUAUACAUGUAAUCCGUAUGAAAGCUUUUAAAAUUUAAUUUUGGUUUUUUUAUCUCAAUUGUUUAAAACCCAAACAUUUUAAAAUCACUUUUUCGCAAAUUACGGACUUAAAAUUUGAAAAAGUGACCUAACCGAACUAGUGAAUAUUUCACGUUGAAUUUAUUCGAAUCUACAUUCGGAACUCUUAUCCUUUCAUAUCAUCGAUCGGACUGAUGGACAAGAAAUUUAUUUAAAUAACUAUUAUGAGUGAUUAUGUGUUAGGUAACGAGAAAAUAAAUACUAUUUGAUUUAGUGCUAAUUACAUACGUUACUUUUGGGGCCUAAUUAUAUUCAGCAUUUUCGCACUGCCAAUUUUUUAUCAAAUCAUCAUAGAUUAUCAUCUAUUCAUAUAUAUAUCUAAUACAUGUAUUAAUUAUUAAAACGAAAACAAAAUCCACCGGUUAUGAUAAUAUAUAUUUUUAUAUACCCCAACAAUUUGUAUACUUCGCAUAAAUAAUUUUUUUCGAAAUUUAGUAUUUGUACCGUAAGUAUAACUACGUAAGGAUUAACUUGUUCGUUUAACUUAAACAUUUAAUAUAUUAUACUUUGUUUAUAAUACAAAGUAUACAAAGGUUAUUAUCUGUAUAUAUGUAUAUUUCGCAUUACUAGAAUCGCUGGAAAAAAUGAAUAAUUGCAGGUACCUUUUUCAUAAAAAUUAUGGAAUAAUAUUAAGGAUAAAAAAAUAUUUACGACCAACGGAUUAUAUUAUAAACGACAAAUUUAUUACAGACAUUACAACAAUAUUAAAAAUUUGAUAGUUUUCGUAAAAUAUCUAUAAAAAAAUAUGUCAGGUUUUUUUUUUUUUUAAACAUCAUAAUAUUACUAAAUUAUAUUUUUUGGGGUUCAUGCCGAUUGUUUUUUUGUUGUUCUUUUUUUUUUAACGGAUACAGAAAUAUAAUUUACAAAUUUAUAUUAUCGAGAAAAAAAAUCAGAUAUAGGUUAUAAUUGGGUUUGCAGAGUAAAUCUAUAACCUUUGGUUCGGCUCCGAAAACUUAAGUACUUAAGAUAGCUAUUACCAAACCUAAUACAUAAAAAAUUAUAUACAAACUUAUAAUUUGAGUGAAAGUUUUUAAGUUUUUGAGUGUAAGUAAAUUUGAAAGUUACAUUAUUUGACAUUUUAACUAAUGUUGGUAUUCAAAAAAGAGUACUCUAUCUUUACGCGAUAACGUGUACAAAAAACGUAUUUGAAAAUAGUUAUUCAUGAAAAAUAUCGGUAUUCUCGUGCACAAAUAUACAUUUUAAAUAGGUACUGUACUAUUUAAAACUAAAAUAAUAUCUGUAUUUGAACUCAAAGUACAAUUUAAAAUUAUAUUUCAUACAAGCCAUCGUCUGUAUAAUAUUAUGUAUUAUGUAGUUACGGAUACGGGUAUCUCCCCGUCUGUUUUGCCGAACCUUAAGAUUAAUAAUAUUAGUUUGAUUACCCUUAAAUAUUAAUAAAUAAGGUCAAACGCAACGAUAUGAUUAAGUUUUUGUUUUUACUCCACAGUCCGGUGCCAAGAUCAAUAUAUCCGACGGCUCUUGUCCCGAAAGAAUCGUGACGAUAUCGGGAACUACCGAAGCAAUCUACAAAGCGUUUUCUUUGAUAUGCACCAAAGUCGAAGAGGUAAACCGUUAUUUUUUUUUUUUUGCCGCAGGCGCGUUUAACGCUUGUUUAGGUAUUAAAUUAAUGACUCGCCCGGAUUGGUAUAUAACGCGCAGUAUAAUAUUAGGUACCUAUGCGUAUAUAUACCUACGUGCGUAUACCGCCGAAACGAGGAAAAAGUUCAAUGGAUUUCACGACGAAUUUAACUCGGUCCCGCGGCGUAUUUCCGCGCGAAAAGCACUUUUAAUACACCGACGCGAUGUUUUUCCAAACCAUUACGGAAAAUCGAUACUUUUCUUAUAUACGUCUGUAUAGAUUAUAGGUAUGCGAUAGGGUAGCGCUGCUGCGGGGCACGGCGGCACGGAGACCGCGCCCGAUAAUCGCUCCGCGAGUCGGGAAUUAUUUCUAACGACCAUGGUGAUUAAAGUCCCGGAGACCAGGCUAACUAUUUACAUUUUAAUAGUUUUAUGUAAUCAAUUGUAUACAAUUUCGAGCACGAAGUUACGAUUUUUUUUUUCGUUUUUGUUUUUCGCGGACCGUUUAAAUGACAGAUGUCUGUAUCGUUUUCAAAGACUACGCAGUUGUAUUUUCAACGGUUGUAUAUUACUUACAGUUUUCUGUUUUACUUUAUCCAACAUUAAUAUUCCCAAUCAAAUUUUCCAAAAUAAUAUAUACAUACAAAUUAUUGCCACUCCUUUAGUAGGCGGCUCACUGCAGCAGCGGGUUAUCGGUACUUCGGCACAGUGCGUGCGGGGGACAAUAAUAUUAUUUAGAAGCACAUAUUUCCAAUAAAAAUCACUACUAUAGUCACAUAUUAUAAUAAUAUAUUUUCGAUGGAAUAUCACGUCAUAAAUCAUGAUCUUCGAUAAAACUAACAAAAUAUUUAAAACUUAGUUUAUUACCUGUAUUCAUAUUUUAGUAAUGGAAAAUGAAUACCUAUUGGGAAAAAUCAACUAUUGGGAUAUAAUAUGGUAUUGGAAAAUAUAAAUUGGGAAAAAUAACCUUGAUGAUGGGGAGGGGAAAAGUGUCGUCCCAUCAUUUGUAUUGCCAAAUAAUACGUUUAUCAUUAUAAAAACGCACUGUAUCAUCGGAAUGGUAUGGUGUAGUAACUCGAACAAAUUCGAUUUUGAGUUGUACCACUUUUUUUAAAAGUGCGGUUAAGUUGCAAUGCUUAUGACGCAUUAUACCGUUUUUUUCUUGCGUCUAAAAAUUUAAAUAAGUUUGACAAAAAAAUACAUAGUAAAUAGUAAUAGUAAUACAUAGCGUUUAAGAAAAUAUGAUCAGGUUGUUGUAAACUCAAUGAUAGUGCAGUCAUCUCAAAACAUUACGAAAUUGCAAUACAAUUAUUAAUUUGAAAGUUAAUAGUUCCUUAGUCCAUUAUCUACUACAAUAUAGUAGUGCAUUAAAAUUUAAAAAAAAUGUAUUUGAGGUAUAUAAUUUUUUUCUUUUUAACUUAAAGUUUAAAUAGAUAACUUUAUUUAUAAAUAAUAUAAAUCCAACAUUUUAUGAUAAUUGCAAUUGAUUAUUGUUGUUUUACAUGUAGGUAUUUAAAAAUGUAUAAGAUCUUUAAUCCCGUUUCCCUUAGAACAUGGUUUUUGCAUUACUAUUACACUACUGUUUUGAUAGUGUGACAAUAAUGAUUGACGUGAGUGGUUUUUUUUUUUUGGCUUCAUCGAUUAUUCCGAUUGAAACACAAAACGUGUAUAAAUCGCAAAAAUCGAAAAUGUCCGUCGUCUCUUGACGAGGUGAAUAGUUUUUCAUAUUAUAUUCAAUAUUAAUUGAAUCGUUAUUUUACAUAGUCAGUGGUGAACACUAAGUAGGGAGGCGUCGGUAUAAAUCCUCCCCCAACAGAACCCGUAUGAAUUACAAUGGGCAUAAUGAAAUGUAAACACGAAAAUUGAAAUGUGUAUCAGUUAUAAAUUUAUGAAAGAUAAUUAUUUUUGGGGUUGAUGUUUAUCACGGGUAUACAAUGAAUACAAAAUAAUAAUGGUAUCUGAAACAAUUGACUAGCCAAAAUUAUAGUUUCUUCUUCUGGUGGCCGGGGCUAUUAAAAAAAAAAAAUACAUCACAUAUUUUCAGUGUUGACAGAGAUAAAUACGGUGAAAAUUGUGAUAAAUGUGUUUAUACGUAUUUUACAACAAAAUAGACGAUUUUCGUGUUCAUAUUAUUAAUUAUUUUUAAUAGCCCGUAAACAAUUUUGUGAUUCGCAAUUAACAUAGUUCCAAUCGUUUUACGGUGAAGAAAAGGCCGUUUCCGGGAAUUGGGCCACAACAUUGGACUACAUUUUUGUUAGUGAUAUUUUACCCCCGAAAAUUUUACAAGGAGUUGAAUAGUCUCUAGUGAAAUUAUAGGGGGGAGGGUAAAAUUUCUCUAGAGAUAAUUUACCGGGAGAGGUAAAAUUUCACUCGAUAAAUAAUCGCGGGUACACCGGUAUACCGAUAAUAAUAUGUACGUAUUUACGUAUAUAAGAAAGAAACUCAUUCUCCAUAUUAUUAUGCACAAUAUAGUACGAUAAUAUUACCGUACGGGGUCGCCGCUCCGAAAGGAUAUUGCAAAAACAGAUGAUAAGGAGUCCAAGAGAUUCGUUCGCGUUGUACACAAUAAAGUAUCCGCUUGCGUUUAUAUUAUAAAUUAUCAUUUUAAUAUAUUCACGUAUAAUAUUAUAAUAAGCGUCUGGUCUUCAUUUCUUUAUCGUCUGCGCCCACAAAUCAAAUUAUGUUGUCGAAAAUAUGGAAAUCGUUUCGCUCCGUAAUCCGUAUACGUGAUAUAUUAUAUUUAUACAUACACAUUUUUAAAAAAAACAAGCAAAUCCCGUUCUAAAAAAAUAGACGGAUAUACUUAGCACGAUGGGUGAGCCACUGUUAUAGGCGAGAAGUUGAAAAAGAAUUAUAUAGACAGGGAAUUUAAUAAUAUAUCUGCAGUACGCAACGAUAACUAUUGACCGACGAAAAACGAUUCAGAGUGAAGAUUAUUUUAUACGUGUACGUACAUUUUCCCGUCUUUUCUACGUUUUCCCCAAUUUAUUAUCAUAAAAACCUCUGGGGAAAAAAAAAAAUUACCACUUUCAAGUACCAACAAGAUAAAAUUUCAUUUCGGAAAAGGUACUUGAUACACCAGAGCAAAAUUUCUGGUUGAAAAAUUACUCGCAGAAUAAAAAUAAAUAAAUAUAUUACUAACAUAAUUGUAAAACCAAUGCAUUCCUCGCUACGCUCCAAAUUUAAAACGGGGAAAUUUUCGAUAAAUAUGAAAACGUGUUCGGAAUACUUGUGUCGUAACAACACCCGUGCGAACUAGAGAUAAAACGUUUUCAAAAUACAUAUGGCAUAUCUAAAUGUUUUGAAAAAUAUUUUUUUUUCAAAUCAGUUAUACAUUUUAUCAUUAAAUAGUUACUAUCGCGACUAAAAACAAACCAAUAUCAAUUUAUCAUCGCAAAAAAAAAAAAAAAUUACCCAAAAAAAAAUUAUUUAAUUUAAACUCGCUAUUACAUUUAAUUAAUAUUCCAAAGUAAUUAAUAUCAUAGUUUUUUUUUUUACUUAAAUGAAACGUCCCCGGCGGAUACAUUUAUUCACAUUUAAUAUAAGUACGAAACAAAACGUGACCGGACGCUUUUUUUUUACUAUUAUUUAUUACUUUACCGUUUGCACAACGGCUACCCGCUUUACUAAAGAUGGUUAAAUAUUUAAAGAAAACCUCGGUUUUUAAUCUUCACACUUAACGAAAAUAAUUAAACUAGGUUUUAUUUUCCAUUUGAUGUCUUAUAAAUGAUUAAUUAACAUUUUAAUGGAAUACUUAACAACAAAACCUUUUUUAUUUUAAUUACAAAUUUAUGUUAACACCGAGUAGGGUUUCGGAUCACAAAAAAAAAAACCAACUAGGCAUUAUACUUGACGAAACAAUUUAAUAUAUUUUUCUUUACUCUCCGAAAACCAACCAUCCAAACAUAUCCGCAUCCAUUUAUCAACAGAUUGGCACGAUCUUUUGCCAUCGUGCCAAUCUAUGCUAUGUGGGUAUAUUUCUGUCUUCCCAAGGGUCUUUUUCCAUACGGACCCUCGUGGAUAAUAUAUUAUCCACGAGGAUAUUACCUUGUGUAUUGCCAUAAUAUGACAAUACACAAGUGAAUACAUUUUAUGUUUAUUUCUGUCCAGUUUAUGGAAAUUCAAAAUGGGAAAAACGGCGCAUCUGCAAUUGGAAAAUGCGGCAUGACACUGCGGCUAAUCGUUCCGGCUUCACAAUGUGGAUCUUUAAUCGGCAAGGGUGGUAAUAAAAUCAAAGAAAUUAGAGAAGCCACUGGGGCACAGAUACAGGUCGCUUCGGACGUGCUUCCACAGUCCACGGAAAGAGCAGUCACCUUGACCGGCACAAGAGACUCGAUCACGCAGUGCAUAUUCCAUAUUUGUGCGGUUAUGGUUGAAGUAAGUAUUUUAUAUUGACUGACAAAACUAAUAGAAAUUAGAACAAUCAUGUACCUCGUUACAGCUAUUUCAUCUUUUCCUUUUUCGAAGUUCCGCCCAUUCUACCACAUCAUCUAUAACAACCACUACUUGUAGCAGUCCUCAUAUUAUCAACCUCAAUCCCACCGUAUGUAGUUAACCAUCUCCUUUUCGGUUGUUCUCUUCUUCGCUCUUUUCAGUCUAUUAUUGCACACGUAUCCAAACCACGCCUUUGUAUGUAACCUCGUGAUCGAGAUUCAAUAAGGAUGCGAAUGAUUUUGUUACAGUCUCCUCCCAAGGGUGUGACAAUACCGUAUCGCGCCAAGCCCCAGAUGGGAGCACCAGUCAUUUUGGCGGGAGGACAGGCAUUCACCUUGGCCAGCGCAGGUUCCGCGGGCGGUUGUGACGUGGGCACCAUGAUGGUAGGCGGCGGGCCGUACAACCAUGCACCUAUGCUCAUGGUUCCGCCUUCCCCGGGGGCAGCGGCCAGCCUGGCCCUAAUGGAUCCGCUGGAAUACCCUAUGCUUAAAAACACGUUCGGACCGUCGCAAGUAAAUAAUACAAUGAAAAUCGGUUUGCUUGAGUAGCAUUUUUUUAAAAUUCCACGGUAUUAAUGUACUCGCGCGCGCGCGCGGUAAAACGUUUGUGUUUCAGUUGGGCAAACUUAGUGGAAAUCCGUUGGCUGGUCUCGCGGCGCUCGGACUCGGCAGCCUUGGAGGACCGGCGAAUUCGUUCAAUCCGACUGGUAAUUUUAGCGUGCCUAUAGCUGCAAUAACGAUUUUGAAAACUUUUAACGAAAUAUUUAUGUAAUCUACCAUGUGAAGCAUUAGCAGCAUUGGCUGGCAGCCAGUUGAGGUCUAACGGUUCCGGACCCAACAUCAGCACCAGAUCCGGCGGCGGUCAGCAAACGCACGAGAUGUCCGUGCCGAACGACUUGAUCGGCUGCAUCAUCGGCAAAGGCGGGACCAAAAUAGCCGAGAUCAGGUAUGAUUUUUGCGUUGAUUGCGGGCCGCGACCCUUAGUAUUGAGCCGGUUUGAGCCUCGGGAAAAACGCAUUAUUAACAUCACCCAAGUAUUAUAGUAUUCUUCGAGAAAAACUAUACGGUUUAUUACCGUUUUGUCCGAAAAAAUACGUUUGAAAAAUCGUGGUCCCGUGGUUCCACAAUAUUCCGAUAUCCGAACUUGCAACCAAAUAUUACCGAAUUAGUUCUCGGGUGGUCUACAGGUAACAUUAUACGAAUUGAUUCCAAUGAACUGUUAUAUUGUUAGUAAUAAAAAUAGAACCAGCAACGAUAAUAAUUUCCUUUCCAUUUCACACAGACUUACGAAUGUCUAAAAAACGGUUGUUGAAAAAAAAAAAUUAAACUGAAAAGCCAGAUAAAACUGUAGAGUCGAGUUGAACGGAUUUUAAUUGAUUAUCAAGUCUACUAGGUUUUGACGAUACUAGGACGGUCUGAACCGUCCAGUGAUUAAAUUUAUUAUUUUAACAUAUUUGUACGUGGGGAAACCAAUUCAUACGUUUUUAUCAAAUUUUCCCCGAAAAUGGAAACUAUUGUACUUUAUCUCUUUUUCUCGCUACUUUUUAGACUACUUUCAGCAGCUAUGUGUAGACCAAAUGAGCUCGAACUCGGGAAUUAGAGUUUUUUUUAUAGGUGUGAUCAUGUUAUUAAACAAGGAUAGUGUAUUGUUCUCCUUUGCACACCUCUAUAUAUAUACUCGAAAUGAAUUUAGUAGGAUGAAACUUUGUAUAUGCAUGAUGAAAGUAUACAUAUAACGUGCUUUUUGAUGAUAUGUUUAGACUUUCAAUUCCUAUUCUUAACUUUUUUAUGAUCAAAUUUCAAAAUUUUGUUUGAAAGUAGUGUAAUUCUGUAGUAUGUAGUGUUAUAUGAUCAUAUUUGUCUAGUAUUCACUUGUUUGUUGUUUCGCAAAGAUCUAUAACACAAAAUAAAUGUGAGUGGGAAAGACCAUUCGCCUCUAGUGACGGAACUCUGUUACUCUCGAAUGUUUUUUUUUUCCGACCCGGGAACUAAUUCCGUAUAGUUUUCUCGUAUGAAAUAUAAUAUACUAUACAGAAAACGACGUUCGCACAUUAUAUCGAAAGUUUAAGCUUUUUUUUUUUCUUAAUAUUGCACACAAAUGAGUAUGUUUCAAACACGACUGUUCGUAAAUAAUAUAACAAUCGAUAAACAAAUCGAUAGGAUCUCGUCGCGAUUAUUCAAGUACAAUUUCAAGAACGAAUAGGCGCACCGCGAGUAGGUUAUAAAUCCGUUCGCUCCUCGGUACGCGUCGCAAUCGUUCAGAUUCAAUUUUCGAACCGUUUUGUUAACGUACCUCGCAAACGUGCCACAACCACGAUUAUUGUAUCACGUCCGGCAUGGGUUCGUUUUCGUUGCAGGCAAAUCAGCGGGGCGAUGAUACGGAUCUCUAACUGCGAGGACCGCGAAGGACACGCGAGCACGGACAGAACCAUCACGAUAACCGGAAACCACGAUUCGGUGGCUUUAGCGCAGUACUUAAUAAACAUGAGGUGAGUAUACGGCGACACGGGUAUUUAGAUCGCAGCAUGAACGAACGCGACGUCUGUAUAUUGUUUAUCGCAUUGUGUACACUCGAGACGGCCGUACUCUUGUUGGCAGAUGGGCACACAUUUUCGCUUUUUGAGUAUAUCCGUACACGUCUCGUCCGGCUUUAUUUUUUUGUUUGAUUUUUUUUAUUUUUGGUCCCCCGCCAUUCCGGACCGGAAAGGAACGAAUUUUAAUAACGGCAUAAUUUACAUACGAACGCGGGGCGUCGAUCAGCCGCGAAGCGCGCACUCGACACGUGUCAAAGAGAUGUUUGUUUACUAAUCAUAAUAAUAAGUAAAACCACGUUUUCGAUCGAUCCGCAGUGGCGUAUCUGCCUGGUGAAACUACGGGGAUCGCACCAGACACGGGAUAACGUCUCACCGUCCAGUCGCGAAAACAUUUUUGCAAUAAAUACCCGUCGCGAUUAAUACCCGUUACGAUAUCCUAUUUUGUGGCGUAUUUUCUCCCGAGCUCGCCACUGCGGCGGACGGCCCGUGCAAAUGCACACACACAUAUAUAUAAAGGGUACUGAGAAAAAAACAGAAAAGUCGCUUUUUCAAUUUGAGAAAAACACGUUAUUAAAUAAAAAAACUUAAUCAUUUUGUUUUCUUAGUAAAAAUUUCGGAUUAAAUUAAAUGUUAACUUUUGAAACGUAAUAAUCGCAAUAAUGUCUGUUAUAUUAUUAAUCACGGCUAUAGCCGUAUAUUAACCCGACUCUUGUUUAGUUAUCAGUUAACUAAUCAUUUUUUCCUGUAUGCCUAAACUUCUGGCGCUAAUAUUUUUCACCGAUUCGAUUGCACAAAAGAUUCAGUGCAUCAAUACAAAGUAUUCUAUACCAGUAUCGUGAUUUUGGAAAAAAGCGACUUUUCUGGUUUUUUCCCUGUACCCUUCAUAUACAUAAAUAUACAUUGAGGAAUGGAAACGUUCUUACAAUUCUCGUCGAAUUGACAGGUCUGGCCCGUGGGAAGGAGGGAGGUGGGAAAAUCGAGUUCGAAUAAACGUCGCGUGUUCAGGCGAUCGACAAUAAUUAUUAAUACGGUGGGUGUUUUGUUGUGUCACAACUUGUUCGGAUUAUUUUGUCGAAUUGUAUGAGCUGUGAACCCGCUGUACGUUAAUCCGUUUUAAAGGCAUAGCGGCCGUGAUUAAAUUUCCCACAACCCGACCACGACUCGAAAGCCUUCAUCACGUACAGCGGUUGAUUGAAUCGGAAAAUUCAAUAUUUUCACACGGGAAAUACGCUUUUCGUGGGUAGAUUACGGGAGAAGAGGAGGGAGGAACUGUCAACAGCGCACGAAUAAAAUGUUUUUCGUUCUUGCCUAAAGCGCAAACAAUUACGACAAUAUCGCAUUAGAUUCCUUUUCUUAGCGCUUUUAUAAUAUACGCAGAGUGGGCCUUUUAUCGUGAACCAGCAAUUUACUCGGAGAAUUGUAAGCGAAUUUGAUGUCUGAUUUUAUUAAUCAUUACGAAAACGCUUAAGCUUCUUUUAACGCUAUUUUGAAUGUUUUGCCCACAUUUCUCAUACCUGAAAUGAGCAUCUACUAUUUGGAUCAAUCGAAAAUUCGAAUAGAAAACAUUUAUUUUCUUUGGAAAUUUUGACGUACAAACACAAUUAUCAAAUUUACCGAUUACAAAUUAUUAAAAUUUACAAUCGAGAAAGGGUAAAAAAAUUGAAUAUCUAUUCUAUGUGUUUAUAACACAUAAACGGAAAAUCUGAUAUUAGAGUUAUGAUUAUCAAAAUAUUAUUUCUCAAAGGAAAAAAUCUAAAGUGUAUACUUAUUUAGAGUACAUAGGGUAGGAGUACAAAUCCAAAAGCGGUUUUUAAAAUAAAACUUGUACGAUUCCACAACCAUUAAAAAAAAAAAAAAAAACAGAACUCAAAUUCACUUGAAAUUCUCCGAGUAAAUUGCUAGUUCUUAGUAAAAUAAUAACACCUCGUAUUGGCAUUCAUUAGCGUUGAAAUAUUCUAUUAUUAUUUUCGGUGUAACACAGGUAGUUCAAAAAUUGUAAUGGUUAGUAAAUAAAUGAUGUAUAUUAUAACAUUCUCCCGCGAACCCGAUUAAAAUGUUUCGAAACUGGUCCUACGAUGUUUUUACCUAUCGCGUUAUUUCAAUUAUUGUUGACAUUUAGAAAUAAAAAAAAUGCCGUGUAUUAUAAAAUAACGUAGAAUUCGAGUUUGUUGUGUUAUAUAUUGUAUAUAAAAUGUGAUCCAUUGAGGUGGGCCCACUCAUGAUUAUCUCGGAAAGUAUUGACGUUUUUCGGAAUUCGUUUUAUAGAACAUAUUUCCAGAAACAAGCAGCUCUGCAGUUUCACGUAAAUGUUUUCAAUAAAAAAAAAAUAUAUAUUUAAAAAACCGCUAUAAUUUAUACAUUUUUGAGGAACGAAAUAAUCAUGACUACUUGUAAUCAAAAAAUAAAACCAAAUUUAAAAAGUAACUUUAACUUGUAACCUAUAUUGUAACUCGUACAUUUUCGGUUAAUAACAAGUAACUUACUCGGUAACGAAAACCGCCCGGGAUUGCAUGAAAGAAAUUCUGAAAAAAUUCAAUACUUUCCGGGAUAAUGACCGCGCCCGUUCUCUAAACGGAUCGCGUUGUAUACAGUAGAGUUGCGUUUUCUUUUGGAAUUAUUUAUGUGUUUGCAUCGUUCGGUUUUUUUUUUUUUUUUUUUUUUUUUUUUUAAUUUCACGGCGAGUUCGUUUAUUCUCGUUCAGGGUAUACUCCAACCCCCCCCCCUCCCCGGCUUCGCCACCUCGUACAAUAAUAUUAUAAAUGUAUACGGAAACAAAACACAUAUACCACGCGUCUAACAAAUAACGAUAAUAGUAUUACGUCAAUUAUUAAUACAAUAUUAUUAAAUGUGUACCUAUUAUAAUUUUUUUUUUCUUUCUCUCUCUCUCUCUCUCACUCUCUCUCUCUUUCUCUCACUCAUAACGAAUGCAUUAUUUUUGUUUCCUCACGAUGUAUUGUUUUUGUUUUUUAUCACCGCCCCCCACCGCACCUCGACAACAAAUCCAACGAAUCCAGCUUGGACAUACAACGAGCCUCGGUGCUGCAAUCGGAAAUCCAACAACAACACCACAACCACCUCCAUCACCACCACGCCCAAAUCCAACAACACCUGCAACAGCAACAGCAGCAGCAGCAACAGCUAGUGUUGCAGCCUCACCUGUACCAUCACCCGUUCCCCGUACACCAAAUGCUUGCCACCACCGCCACAGCCACCGCAACUGCUUCUACACCCACAACCGAAGCCACAGCCGUCGCCGCCGCCGCCGCCGCGUCCACCACCGCCACCAACAACAUCAACAACAACAACAACAACAACAACAACAUCAUCAACAACAAUAACAACAACAAUAACGGCGUCGGCGGGAGUCCCUGCACCGCGUCCCUGCAGCAGACCACGAGCCCACUGUCGGCGGCUGUCGCGGCUGCGGCUGCGAUGGCCGCGGCCCACCAACACCACCAUCAGUACUUGACCGCGGCGAGUGACGUGUCGGCCGUCCGCCACCAGCACCAUUUCCACGGGACCGCGGCCCUCCUUUCACCGCAGCCGACCGUCGCCAAACACAAAACGGAACGAGUCAAGUUUAUGCCGUACUGAAUGGUGGAUCGGAAACGACGGCGGCGGCGGCGGCGGCGGCGGCAGCGGUUGUCCGAUUCCGCCUCAUAACUCACGUACCCGACUCGUCUCAAUCCGGUAAAACCUCUGAAUAACGGACACUUUCGGGAACCGAAAUUUCGUCCGCUGUUCGGAGGGGGAUUCUCCCGUUCGGAGUCCCAAUUUCCCGUUCCCGAAAAAAUUUCCGCCAAACUUGGGCAAUCACUUAUAUGAAGUGCAACACACUCGGCCACACGUCAUAUCAUAUAAUUUUGACCGGUCAAGUGCGUAAAUACAGAUUACAGAUAAUCCAGAUACAUAAUUUAAAAACAAUAAUUAAUCGCAGAAUUGCAAGAAGACAGGGUUUCGCGUUAUUUUUUUUUUUCACAAUACAAAACGUAUUUAAAACGAGAUUCAAAUUGUGCAUUAUACGUACUUGUGAUUCGACCAAAAUUUCCGAUAAAAUACACGUUAUGUCUUCGGCCUUUUUUGAAUUCGGACAUUUAUUUCCUCAGAUAUUUUUCACUGUGGACAUUUUUUCCUAGAUUCGUACUCGUCGCGAUUCGGUUUUAAUUUUAGAUUGUAUAUAUAAUAGGUAUUUUGUAAUGAAUAUUAUUUAUUUAUUUUUUCAAAAUUGUCUACGUUUGGAAAUACAUAUUUUAUUUGUUCAAUCGUAUAGUCAUAUUUUUUUACUUUCGUCCACGCAAUCGGACGAGAUAUGAAAUUUAACGUCUACAAUUACCUAUGUAGGGUAUUGAUUUACGUAUCAGGUCUUGUCGAAAAUCAUCGUCGUGCUUAUAUUAAACACAGCGUUUGAAUUGGAGAAAAAUUAAUAAAGGUGACCCAAUAGAGUAAAAAAAAACUGCUUAAUACCCCCUCUCGUCGUAUUCGGAUAUUUAAACUACUUAGGAGACCAUUCAACGGUUCAAAAUUCGGAAAAACUAUUCUUUUAUUUUUUAUAUAUAUUAUGACGUUAUCACCGUUAUAAUAUUAUUAACGUAAAAAUUAUUAAUUAUAUCAUAGAAAGUAAAAAAAAAACUUUUUAUGGACAAUGCUCUGUAACACGAAGAAUUAGAAAGAGUGCACUAAAACAUGUUUAGAACAGGAGCGGAGCUCCUUCUCCCUGCUCCAAUUAAAGAUCUAAUUUUACAGGCUGUCUCACACAGCUUUGCUCGUGCACAUUAUUGAAUAAUUAAAAACAUACAAAUUUAUAAUGAAAAUUGAAAAGUUUUUCCGAUUGCGUUUCUUCAAUGCAUUUAAUAAUUAACACGUAAAACGUGUAAAACAAAUUAUACGCGUUAAAAUAUUUUAAGAUCACCUAGGUAACCAAUAAAUCUACAAAAAUAAUUCUAUUUCCUUUUAAAAAAUAUCGAAAACCCCGUGCUGUCGACCCUUUUUAGAUUGCAUUUUUUUUUUUCUUUUAUUUAGUCUAUGUCCAAUCCCAGGGUUCGAGAUAUCUCCGUACCGAAUUUAAUCAAAAUCGGUUCGACCGUUUUGUCAUGAAAAUGGAACACAGACGACUAGGGUUAAUUUCGCAUUUACAGGGUGAUUAACAUAACGUAAGAUACGCACUCAUUAUCUCGGAAAAUAUUUUUUUCGGAAUAUGCCAUUUAGACAAUUUAUCAAACCUUUAGUAGCUUUAAAACCGUUAUUAUUGUUGUCACUGUUAUUUUUGGAAAUGACACCGCUACCCAAUAUCAUUUUCAAAUAGCGACCUAAACUAAAAAAUGAGAAGUUUUAGCUUAAAUACGUUUCGAUGUGGACAUUUUUAAUUUCUUUCGACUCGUUGACGAAACAUUUCAUUUUACAUUUGGAGUUUUGACACUUGAAGUGGACUAUCUGACGACGUCGCAUACUUCACUACCGUGCAAAUGGUAUUCCACUAUUCAACACAUACCCAAACAUAAAGAAAUUUGUUUGAACUGAACCUUCGUCUAUUUACAGCAUUUGUAAUGUAGGCCACCAUUAUCGAAUCAAAAGUUUUGCCCCCAAACAAGUAGGACAAAAAAAAUAGUAAUUUUAGAGCCGGUUGUUUUCUAAAAGAUAUUAAUUCCUAACAAACUUAAUUUUUUCCAAGACAACGAUAGUGUUUCACGUUAUAUUAUUCGCACUGUAUUAUUGAAUUCAGUAACCCGACAAAAUACAAUUCCUAUAGAGGUUUCUCCAAAAUUAUAUUUCAAUAUAAUUAUCAAUUAUAACCUAUAGAUUUAUUAGGUAAAUUCGAUCGUAUUCCCGGUUUCCGCGGUUACUAAUUAUAAUAAUAUAUUACAGUUACGGUAACGCGAAUUCGUAAUGAACCGAAAAUAGCACAAGAUCGUAUAUUCAUCCAUCGCAUUAUUAUCGGUGGAACCUUUUUCGUCUAAAAAAUGAGAUAUAUCUUAUUAUACAUUUUCCUCUACUGUUCAUUUUCAUAAAAAAAAAAAAUAAUCAUAAUAAAAAAAAAAUUUCCUUUGCAUCCGUUUCACUUAAAAUGUGUAUAUUAAAAAUUACAUAUAAAAGGUCCUGAUUUUAGUGUUGGAGCGUGCGACACGGGGAAAUGUUGCUGAGGGACGACAUUUUUCAGGAAAAUAUCCUUUGAAAGGAUAUUACGCAGAGAUACUGGGUAAUAUCCGGAAAUUAUAACGAUCCUGAAGAAAAAUCCUUUCUUAAAUAUAUUGGUUUUCUAUGAAAUAUCUGUCAAGUUAAAUAUUUUUCUCGGAAUAUUUCCCUAAAUUUCAUUUUUCCGCGUAACAUCAUGCCGGUGAAUAUUUUUCCGAAACGUAUUUUCCGCAUAAUACCUUUCCCGAAUAUUAGUUUCUUCUAUGUCAUUGUUCCUGUUAAAUAUAUUCCCGGCAUUCGAUUUCCCGAUUUGCGCAGCCCUCCGUUUUAGCCGCCGCCGAUCGAAGCUUUGACCACGGUCGUGUAUAUUGAUAAAAUAAAAAUUACCAUAAUCAAAUAAUUAUGCCGAAAUACUAUAUGUUAAUUAAUUAAUGACACAAAAUAAUUGUAUAACACUAUAACGUCAGUUUAACAGUUCCAAAUAAAAAAAUCAAUUAAAUUUGCUUAACUAUUAAUACCUAAUGAAUAACCUAAUCAAUGAUUACCUAAUAAAAUGUCCAUGUAGGAUAUUCUUGUGGGUCGGCGUACGAAAUUAAUUACAGCUAAGCGUAGGAACCGUUGGGCGACUACGGGCAGCGAUUUCUUAUUUUAAUAACGGAGAAAAAUGUUCUUUGUCUUCUUCUCUGUCGGCGUCAUCCCAACUGUUUCUGGUCGACCAUCCUCAAUCUAAAUUCCACCUCGCGUAUAACCCGCCGUUUUUUUUUUUUUUUGAUCAUUAUCAAUCGUACAUCCAAACGCAUAGGACAAUAGUGGAAAACGGUAUCUAAUUUUUUUUUUUUUUUCGGAGAAAAACACGCCAUUAUGUUAUUCGAGUGGUGUGUUCUUAACCGUGAAAAUGCAUUAAUAUGCACCUAUCUUAACAGUAUAAAAAUGCCCAAACCAAAAUAAAAAACGACGGAAUAAUAUUAGUACAUUAUAAAUGGUGUUAAACCGAAAUAUCGACAACGUGCGGGGGGGUAAGUUUCAUUAUUUUCUCGAGCCCAAUCUUCAUAGAUUAUAACUACAAUUAUAGAUUCGCGUAUAUAAAAUACAGAAAUUUUCGAUUUUUAUAACAUAAGUACGAUUGUUAUUGUAUUCGAAACAUACGAAAUACUGUUACACAACGAAAAUACGCGUUCUGUGUAAUUUUUUAUUGAUUAUAGUAAUAAUUACAAUAAUAUCAUACCUGUAUUGUUAUAUUAUUAUUUUAGACUAGUCGUUUUUGUUGAAUUAAGUUUAUCACGCGGAUAUUUAAUAGUAUAUGAACUAAUCAAUUGUUUUUUUUUUUUUUUUUUUUUUAUACAUAAUUUAUUGACCAAAAACACAUUACAUGUGUAUCAAAAUUAUAGUGUAUAAUAUGUGCCUUAUUGUUCUAACGGACUAGAUAUUGUCUAUUAAAUCGUAUUAAUUUGUAUACAAUAUCGACCAAAUACCAAAAAUAUUGUAUUAUGUAUACGAACAAAAAUAUCAAAAUGUAUUAUAUAUUUUUUUUUUUAUAUAUAUAUAUUUAUAGGCAUAUAUCUAAAUAUAUUGUUACGUUAUAAAAUAUAUAUUGCGUGUGUGUGUAAUAAAUGGAUAAUGUCUGUGUUCUUAUCAUAUAUUAUAAUCGUUUUUAUAAAAUGCUCACUUAACGUAAAAACGUAAUUUUAUUAAUUAUAAAUAUAUUAUUAUAAUCGGGCAACGUGUACUUUUUUUUUAAAAAAAUUGAAUUACUUUAAAAUAUUUAGAAGGGAAAAAACGUAUUUUUAUUUUUAAUAUUUCGAUUUUAUCCUAUGUUAAUAAUUAUUAAUACUAUUAUGUUAUUAUCGUUUCGUAUUUAUAAUGGUAUAAAAAAAAAAAAAAAAUGUACGGUUUAAUGGGUAUAUGAUAAAAUAAUAUAAUACAUAUAUUUUUUUUAGUUAAUAUUAUUAUAGCGACAAAAUAUAAUUAUUAUUAUUAUUUUUUUUUUUUUUUUUUUGUUGUUGUUAAUGCAAUAUAUUUUUUAGAACAUUGUGUUUUAUAUGAUAUUAUAAUAAUAUUGUUGCGUUUGUGAUAUACAAUAAUGUUUUACCAUAUAAUUUCGAAUAUUGUGCAGUUUAUCAUCAUUAUAUUACAAUAAUAAUAAUACAUCCCGUUGUUUGUUUUUAUUUUUUGAUUAGUUGAUUUAUUUAUUUAUUUGGUUCGGGUACGAACAUAUUUUUAUAUUUUGAAGUGCAUGGAAAAAAAAAAAACAAAUGUUAUAUUAUAAUCUCUUUACGGGGAUAUUAUGUGCAUGCGACUAUAUAAUAUUAUAAUGUACAAAUAUUGCAAUAUUUCCGCGGAGUUGUGUUUUUUUUUUUUUUGUUAUUUUGGUUAUUGAAGAAUACAUAGGUAGUGUCCCAUCGUCAUUCGUCGCGCCUAUUUAAAUAAUACAUAUAAUACAAUAUGUGCAUGCAUGUCGUUCGGCAAACGUAUUUUUAUUAUAUUUGAUAUUUUUUUUUUUUUUUUUUUAUUGUUGUUGAAACCGAAUGCGAACUUGUAUUAUUAUAAUACACAAUAUAAUAUACUCGAAUAUACAAUGUAUAUACAAUAUAUUGAAUAUACGGUAUAUGUAUUGGUAUAUACGUAUUGGUCGAGGUCAGUAAGUUCGGCAUUUUAUAAAUAAAACAUUAUUAUACACUGGUACAGGGGCGUAGGUAAGGAGAUUUAGGGAGGAGUGUUUCGCAGACCCCACCCCCUUGACCCAACAUUUCGAAAAUCCUCGCAAUUGAUUCGGGCAAAUAAUAUUAUCAACUCUCGAUUCACUUCUAUUACGAAUAAUCGAUAGUUAAAGCAGCCCCCCCCCUCCCGCCACCUUUCUAAUAAAUAGCCUACGCCCACGCCUCUGUACACGUAGUGCAAGUGUAUACCUAUAUUAUGAUUAUUAUUAAUAUUAUUAUCAUUAUUAUAGGUAAUUGACGAUGCGCGCGCAUCAGUUUGUUUUGAUCGCCGUAUACUCGUUGUUAUUAACUAAUAAUUAUUAUUAUGAUAAUAUUAUACACCUUUACGCAUAUAUAAAAAUUUACUUGAAAUUUUCUUAUUUCUCAUGUUCUUAUCGUAAAUUGUUGUUAUUAGGAUAUCUAUGGAAACGUCCGGACUUCCUCUGCCCGGGUAUCAUUACGUAUCGCCCAAUCACAUCGUCAAAUCUCCAAUUCAUUAG